AUGAAAUCGGCGAGGUACCGGAGUGUGAGAUUCGAUAUUAAGGAUCACAACCCCAAGCCUGGCACGAAACGAGCCAAGAAGACAAAUUUCAUGGACUUGAACAGUGCAUCGGGAUAUGCGUUAGCAAUUCUGAUCAUGUUGAAGGGGAUCAUGAACAAUUUUGCUGCACACUUCGGCAUCAAGUGCAGCUCCUUCUGCAAAGUAAACGUUGGUACAUCGAUGAGAUCUGCAUGCACUUCGUUGGGUUUCAGUGACUAUUCGUCGGUCUUUCUAUCCAACAAGCUCUUGGAGAGGACUUGCACCCUCGUAGUUCUUUGCACAGCCCUUGGGGGGGCAUGGUCGUUGGAGCAACCUUCGGGAUCUCUUCUUGAGUUUUAUCCUACAUGGAGGUUCAUACUCGCAAGCAUCUUUAGAUGUGGAGGAGACCGAGCCGUGACCCUGGUGAAGUGGUGGAUGCGCCACUAUGAUAGCGCAACAGCAAAGAGACAUAUGGGUUUUGCCAAUACACCAGUGAUUUCCAGAUUGGACAAAGGGAAGUUAUCUAUGUCAGGCUUUCAGAAGAAUCCUAAGCUUCGAACUUGCGAAAAGUAUCAAGACGGUUCUGGUAAGACCCGCUACAAAGGCACUCGCUUUCUGAAGCAAACAGAGAUUUAUCCUCCCCGAUUUGCUCGUGCUGUAUGCGACCUGGUCGAGGGCAUGAAGAUGACAGCGCGCGGUCAGCCUCAGAUCACCAUGGAGUCAACACCGCCAGCUAUCGAAACGAUUCAAUUGGAUUGGGAGUUUGACCCAUCAUUGUGGCAAUACGUGGAUUUCGGUGAAGUUUUCGCAUACCUUCGGGGUUCAACCAAUCUGAACAUUCCCGAACCUUGGAAAACAAUAAUUCCAAGAAAAUUAUCAUAG
Molecule: messenger RNA, 900 nt
Organism: Cladocopium goreaui
Lineage: Eukaryota; Dinophyceae; Suessiales; Symbiodiniaceae
Source: the annotation of a GenBank genome assembly